This is a messenger RNA of Hippocampus comes (tiger tail seahorse), 2282 nucleotides long. It is a transcript of the gene snx5, whose product is annotated as sorting nexin 5. Lineage: Eukaryota; Metazoa; Chordata; Actinopteri; Syngnathiformes; Syngnathidae. Gene Ontology annotation, molecular function: phosphatidylinositol binding; dynactin binding. The transcript is spliced from 13 exons. The coding region runs from base 74 to 1273 and encodes 399 amino acids. Gene Ontology annotation, cellular component: endosome. Gene Ontology annotation, biological process: pinocytosis; retrograde transport, endosome to Golgi. The record is from RefSeq and is a predicted model, not a curated record.
UAAACACAGACAUAGCGCUUCCUUUCUUCACUUCCUCCGACUCAUCUGCUCUUCACCCGACUUCGGUCCAAUUAUGACAGCUACUUUAGACGACAGGGACAAGGAAAAGAUGCGCUCUGUGUCUGUUGACUUAAAUCAUGAUGCAUCUCUACUUAUCGACAUUCCCGAUGCACUCUGUGAAAGAGACAAAGUCAAGUUUACGGUCCACACAAAGACUACACUUACUGCUUUCCAGAAGCCAGAAAUCUCUGUUCCCCGGCAGCAUGAAGAUUUCAUCUGGUUACAUGACACUCUGGUGGAGACGGAGGACUAUGCUGGCCUAAUAAUUCCUCCCGCACCCCCAAAGCCUGACUUUGAAAGCCCAAGAGAAAAGAUGCACAAAUUGGGAGAAGGUGAAGCCACUAUGACCAAGGAAGAAUACACUAAAAUGAAGCAGGAACUGGAAGCCGAGUACCUGGCUGUGUUCAAGAAAACAGUCCAAGUACAUGAAGUUUUUCUGCAGAGACUCUCUUCUCAUCCCAUUCUAAGCAAAGACAGAAACUUUCAGAUUUUCCUAGAGUAUGACCAGGAUCUCAGUGUCAGAAGAAAAAAUGCCAAGGAGAUGUUUGGAGGAUUCUUCAAGAACAUGGUGAAGUCAGCUGAUGAGGUCCUUAUUUCAGGAAUCAAGGAAGUUGAUGACUUUUUUGAGCAGGAGAAGACAUUCCUUCUAGACUAUUACAGCAAGAUUAAAGAUUCCACUGCCAAAGCAGAGAAGAUGACCCGCACGCACAAAAAUAUCGCUGAUGAUUACAUUCAGAUCUCAGCCACUCUGAAUGGACUUUCUGCUGAAGAUACAACAGCAAAUAGGAAACACAUGGAGAAGCUCUCAGAUCUCUUUGAGAAGCUCAGAAAAGUGGAGGGAAGAGUAGCAUCUGAUCAGGAGCUCAAGCUCACAGAGUUGCUAAGAUAUUACAUGCGAGAUAUCCAGGCAGCCAAGGACCUUCUCUACAGACGAGCUCGUGCAUUAGUCGACUAUGAGAACUCCAACAAGGCUUUGGAUAAGGCUCGACUGAAAAGUAAAGACAUCCCCCAGGCUGAGGAACACCAGCAGCAGUGUCUACAGAAAUUUGACAAGCUCUCAGAGUCUGGGAAGAAAGAGCUCACCAGUUUCAAGGGCAGGCGAGUUGUGGCAUUUAGAAAGAAUCUUGUAGAGAUGGCCGAAUUGGAGAUUAAACAUGCCAAGAACAACGUGGCACUAUUGCAGGGUUGCAUUGAGCUGCUCAAGAACAACUGACACCAUUACAAGUAUUCUUGACCUCCUGCUGUCAAUUGACCAGUCACAGCCAAUCAAAUCCUGAUGUCCCUUACGUCUCGCACAGACAAGAAUUCAAGCCACAUCUUUGCUUCCACUCACCUAUCUGGUGCCUCUUAACCAACACCUUUGUUAGCACAGCAUUCUUAUCUUUCCUCGGUCCACAGCGCAUACUCCCCAAGAUAUAUGGAAGUCUAACCCAUAAUUAUUGAGUCUGUUGUUAAGGUCUAUCUUUUUGUUUUGUCUUUCUUGUAACAUUUCAUUUUCGUAACUAUGCACACAAUAGAAACCACAAUUUUUUUUUUUUUUUGUACUUUUCAGCGUUAGACUUCUUAAAUUACCUCCCUAGCGAGUUGAGUUUGACAACCAUUGCAGACUCUAUAUAUGAGAUUCUACUUUACAAUACAAAAAGAAAUAUUGCCUAUUCCCACUGAUACUCUCUUGCCUUUUUUUUUUUUUUUUUUUUUGCGUAAAUGUCUGGUUUAGAACAUCAUACCAGACCCACAUGAUUCUCAGCACCGAAAGCCAAAAAGCAUCCUUUUUUUUCCCUUAAUUACAUUUGCAUCGUACUGCAGUUAUCAAAGAUGCCCAUACAGUUUGAGAACAUUAGCAUGAAUUUAUCCGUGCAAAGACAAAUUACGUAUGUGAGCAAACUUGAAUUGUGGACUCACGGUUUACAUUAUAGUUUUGUUUGCACAAGCCACUCAUACUACCUCUACUACAGGUAUUAUUCCAUCACAUGCUUCAUACCGCCAACUGACUGUCCUUUCCAAUCUAAUUGAUAGGUAUCAAAACAAUUAAGAAAAUGACGCACGAAGAUGACAAAAGUUUUGCAAUCAUCGCCAAGCACAGUGGUGUGAUUAAUGCAUUAUAGUUUUCUAAAAGAAUGUAUUUCUGAUUCCAGCAGUGUGAUUUCCUUUUUAUUUUUCUGACUCAAUAUUAGCAUUUUAUACAUUUGUAACAAUACUGAAUAAAUCCUACUUUCCCAAGA